This is a messenger RNA of Leguminivora glycinivorella, 3139 nucleotides long. RefSeq lists its product as uncharacterized. Bases 189 to 1331 code for a protein of 380 amino acids. Lineage: Eukaryota; Metazoa; Arthropoda; Insecta; Lepidoptera; Tortricidae. The record is from RefSeq and is a predicted model, not a curated record. The transcript is spliced from 2 exons.
CAUACCUCUUUCUCUAUGGUUACCGUGUUUUUUCUCUAUGGUCCAGCUGGGAUGCCCGCUCGCGCUUGGCUGAAGCGAGCUGUCAUCCUGACGGUUGACGUCUGUCACUACAUAGCGUAUGUUUUCCCUCCAAAGUGUAAGUCACGUUUUUUCCGUGAAAACAAGAAAAGUGAACGAAAAAGCUGAAAAUGAGCUCCAAAGACGACGGGAAGGGUGCGGAACCCGACCCGCAGAACGGCAAACGUUGUUCCCUGAGCUCAGAAUCCUCGGACGGAUCGUCCUCAUCCUCGGAGGGUGAGACGCCGCCUCCGAACAAGCGACCUCGGAAAACUCGCGGAGAGUUCCCACAGGUCAUGUACGACCCAAGGGUCGACACGCUUACUAGUCAGGUGAGUUACAUUUCGAACUACCUAAUACAAUCGCAGACUACUGAUGGCGUCGAUGGCGAGGUUCCAUCACGGGACGAAGAUUCAUCGUCUUUAGUACCGCCACGCAUCAACAAAAGAACGAUUGAUAUAGGAGAGAUAAGUACGGAGAUUAAAGAAGGGACUGUGGUUCAGACAGCGAAUCCAGUUAACUUAAAAGCUUUAGAAAAAUUGCAAAAGUUCAACUCUCCGGCCUGGCAGGCAGUUCGAUAUAAGAAUUCUUUAAAGACGAUGUUAGCUAAACCCGGAUUUGUGGAGCUAGGAAUCAAUGAAGAAUUGAUGCAUUUUAAUAAAGGCAAGGAUUAUUUGGCAUCUACAGAAAAUGUCCUAGCAGGACUAUCAAAUGCGGUGUUAACCAAUAGAUGUAUCUUAAAACGAAGCUUACAGGAGUUGGCUGACUGGAGUACCAACAGCCAAGAACUAAAUUCAGAAACCUUGUAUGAAAAGGUGUCCUCAAUUUUCGGAUCAGGUUCAGAGAUAUACAAAAAUUAUGAAACAACAUUACAAAUAAUUGCUGGGAAACGAACAGAAUGUAUAGAAAUUAGGCGGAACCGAAUACUGAAUGAAGUUACAAAUCCAAACCUGAAAGCUAGCUUAAAGAAUCUCCCGCCAAGUAAUGAACAUCUGUUUAGUAGAGAAGCAAUGGCACCGCUGAUACAGUCUCUCGGAGGGACACAAGUAUGGCUAAAUACUCCAAAUUAUAUUAAGGAAAAGAAGAUACCAUCAGCUAACACAAAUAAACAACCAGAAAAAGUGAAAGAAUAUGACAAUAGUUCAGAUGUGAAGCAGCGGACCCAAUCAGAAAAUCAAAGCUCUCAGACACAUAACAAUAACAAACAUGACAGAAAACACAAAAAACAGAGCUACAGACAGAAUAAAACCAUUCAUUUUAACAAGAAGAAGUAACAAUCAAUCGUUUCAAGAGGGUUGUCUAAAAUUGUUUGAGGACAAUUGGAAGCAUAAUGGAGGAAACCUAUUUAUUUUAAAAACAAUAGCGGGAUGAAGGAUUCCUUCCAAAUCAAAAGCCCUACUUACAUAUCCAAUAGUUCCAAUACUAAAUCAACAGUGAUGAUUCUCAACAAGAGUAUCCCCAGAGACGACUGAGGUGAUAGAGGAGGUAAAAAGUUUGAAGAUUUUGGAACGCCCACCCUUCAAGAACCCCGGUUUCAUCUCAAAGAUGUUCUUUGGUAAAAAAGACAGACAGUGGGGUUCGACCAAUCUUUAACCUGAGAGGUCUGAACCAGUAUAUCUCAACCAAUGAGUUCAGACUGAUAUCUCAGGCUUUAGUGGCAGAAAUUUUACAACGGGGAACUGCUUCAACUAACUUCACUAGCCUUCGGCCUCUCCUCAGCACUUCGAUCCUUAGCAGCCUUUCAAGCUGGACAGCGGAAGUCUUGCGGGCAAAGGCCUUCGAGUUCUAGUAUAUCUCAACGACUACCUGUUAGCAAACUAGAGCUGUUCAGAGUUGAAGUCUCCAGCCACGGAGGUUGUGACUCUUCUCGAGCAUCUCAGCUGGAAAAUAAAUUACUCAAAGUCUAAUUGGCCUUGUGUUGGAACAUUCUAGAAAGUACAAAGUCCUUAUCACAACAAAAGGUACAAAAGAUUCAGGACAAGAGAGCUUGUCUGGUGAAGCGAGGCAGAUGUUGUCUUCAAGAAAACAGACUUCUCGGCCAUUUGAAUUUUGCCAAUAGUUAUGCACAGGGGUCAGCUGAAAUGCAGAAGGAUGCAGAGAUACCUCAGACAGUUCUGUCAGAACAGACCUCGACGAAAGGAAAUAAUCCCGACAGGUGUCCUAGCCGAGCUUCGUUAGUGAAAGGAUGCUUUGCACUGCACUAUGCUUCAAUGCCCCUACGGAGCAAGGACAUAACUCAUUUCUAAACCACGACGCGGCGGACGCGGGAUGGGGAGCCCAGUUAAAUGGGAUUCAUCUGUCAGGAACGUGGAACAAGAAACAGAAGUUAUGGCAUUUAUUUGUAAAGGAGAUGUAUGCAGUAUGUGCUGCAAGACGGAGUCAGAUGAGUCAGAUGGACCACCUCGGAGGUGCUCACAGAUUAGUCCAGACAGACUAUCAGACUCUCGUUGCUUAUAUCAGGAAAAAAGGGGGCACGAGGUCCCUAGCACUACUGACUCUUACAACCAGACUGCUGACACUUACCGACCAGCUGAAAGUUUCACUGUCGGCUUGUUACCUCCCGGGGAGGUACAACAAUAUUGCAGACCGAUUAUCAAGUGCAAAUCCACUUCUGGAGUGACAUUUACUUCCACAGGCUACGGAAGCCAUAUUCAAGAAGCGGGGAGUGCCAGAAAUCGUCUUGUGUACAUCGGCAGAGACAAAGAUAGUGCCAAGAUAUCAGACACGUCUUCAUUAAAGAGACGUUAUGUGUUUGGCAAGGUACAUAAUAGGAAUGUUUUGCAUUCCAACAAAACAUGUAUUAUGUACUAAACAAACACAUAACGUCUCGGCAAGGGCCUUGCUGUUGAAGACGCUAUGAAGUGACAGACGUCAACCGUCAGGAUGACAGCUCGCUUCCGCCAAGCGCGAGCGGGCAUCCCAGCUGGACCAUAGAGAAAAAACACGGUAACCAUAGAGAAAGAGGUAUGUUUUAAGUAUUUUAAGGGAUAUAACAUAUGCGUUCUUCAUUAAAGAGACGUUAUGUGUUUGUUUAGUACAUAAUACAUGUUUUGUUGGAAUGCAAAACAUUCCUAUUGCCAUC